GACGGCACACCGAUUGAGUAGUCGUCCUACAAACACCCCCGUUGAUCCAAGCAGGCAAUGGCAUUGUCAUUGCUGCAGGAAGCGCAAACAGCACGAGGAUUAGCCGCCAUCCGUACCCUGCAAGGCAUGAAACGUGAAGACGAUCGCAGUAUGUCCGUGUCACCGCCGUUGACCGGUCAGCUCCAUCAUCACCACCACCACCACCAGCAGCAGCAGCAUCACCUGAACAUGAACGUAAAUCACAGUCCAACCAUUUUCGGGGGCUAUCACCCGACGGCUUCGGCCAUGGGAAUGCUAGCGCCUCAGCUGCUUGCCAACCAAACGGCAGCCGCCCUGAUGGCCGCCGGGCUGCCAAUGUCUCUACGUGCGACCUUGGCUACCGGUUUGUUCCCACCGCAUCCGGCCCUAUUUGGAGCCUGGGCACCACCUACACCGAACAGUAACAAUAGCAGCCCACCACCACCACAAAGCCCCAUUUCACCAGCCCUGAGCCAAAAGAGUUCCAAAUCACUGAAACUCACUGCCAACAACAACAACCACAUCGUAUCGACCACCUCGGAGUUCCUACCUCAGCAGAAGAAACCGGCCAAGCGGAAACAGCUCACGGUUAAACCGAAUUCCGCACUGCUACACAUGCCCAGCCACACCACCAUGCCCGUUGACAUCCCGAAUCUGGACAUGGUUAGUCCGGGUCCUAUCUCACCACCUACCUCUGGCUCGUCACCGCAAUCCAACGGAAGCGUCGAAAUGCCGCCCACCAUAACUACCUCCACUAGAGACCCCUCCCGGGACAAAGUUUUCACCUGCAAGAUCUGCAACCGCUCGUUCGGUUACAAACACGUCCUUCAAAACCACGAACGAACCCACACCGGCGAGAAACCCUUCGAGUGUCCCGAGUGCCACAAACGUUUCACCCGGGAUCACCACCUGAAAACCCACAUGCGACUCCACACCGGUGAAAAGCCCUACUCCUGUACCCACUGCGAUCGCCAGUUCGUCCAGGUCGCUAACCUCCGGCGGCACCUACGGGUUCACACCGGUGAGAAACCCUACGAGUGCGAAAUGUGUGAACAAAAGUUCAGCGACUCCAACCAGCUGAAAGCUCACAUGCUCAGCCAUAGCGGCCAACGGCCCUUCCACUGUGAUAGAUGCAACUCAAGCUACCGCCGGCGGCACCACCUUCUGCAUCACAAAUGUGGCAUCACAAGCCCACCAACGCCGGCCAUCAGCCCGUCGAUGUCACUGUGCGAUCAAAAAUCCGGCUGCUCCGAAGUGUCCGACAUGUCGAUGGAACUCAAACACUCCGUUCUGCUACACCCCAAAUUCACCGGUCUGGCAAUGCCGCUCGACUUCAGCUCACCGGAUGUCCGCCAUCAGCAGCAGCACCAUCACCACCCGGCGGCCAUCGAUCUGCGAUCGGUUGUCCGAACACCGCAGCAGAUCACCCACAUCAAAUCUGCCAUGCCGGAGCAAACCGAACCGGAAGACCUCAGCAUGCACUCGCCCCGUUCUCCGGUCACCAUGGAGGAACUGGAAGAGCUGGACGAUGCUGCCUCGCUGUACCUGAAGCAACGCCAGCAAAAGCUGGCUUACGCUGCUGUUGCUGCGGCGGCCGCUGCCGCCGCUUCCACCAACAACAACGGCGCCGCCCAACGUUACGGUAUGGAAGCUUAAACUCAGCCCUGGAUCCCUCCUCACACUGACGGUAAAACAAAAUGGCUGGUUAGUUGUUUUUUAUCUGUUUCCCUAUGCUUUGCAAAAAUGAAACAUACCAACCGCCGAACCCCCUCAAAUACUGUUGUCAACGGAUACCAAAUAAUCGAAGAAUGCCAAGAGAAAAAAAAGUAGCUUAGAUAAGUGAAAAAGCCAUAUAUAUGAAGCAUAUAUUUAAUUCAAAGAAAAUCUAUAUAUUAAUAAUCGUCGACUAUAGCACCUUACAGUAAUCGUCUUCUUGAAAACAAAAAAAAGUCACAUUCAACAGGGAAAGCUCGUAACUGCGAUGCACGUCGCCAUUUUGUCCACCGACGCCCAACCUGUAAAUAGAAACCAACCACCACGUGCGUACACUGUACAUAACCUAUACAUACCUAUAUUUAAAAUCGCAAUCCAUGUGUUGUCCAGAACUGUCAAACAGAGCACAAAAUGGCGAUCUGUUAACUGGCUUUCCCGGACAGCUGUACCAAAAAAAAUACUAACAAAAUCGCAAACAACGUGUACAAAAAACGGGUUCUACCAUUCAAAUCAGGGAAUUUUACCACAUUUUAAUGCAUAAUCUAUAGCAGCCAACUUCUUCUACAAGUCAAAAAAAAAUACAUCGCACGGUGUGAAAUGUCAAAAAUGUCCUAGUUGGGAUCAUUUUGUUUGCUAAAAGAAAACUUGUUAUUUGAUUUGAUUUUGUUUCCUAAACGAACAAACGAGUUAUAGUAAUGGUAUGCAAGUUCCUCCCUCAAAUAGAAGCAAACAAAGUAACUAGAAACAAAAAAAUAACACACACAUCCAUACUAUAUUCAAGGAAACGUGCGCUAGGGUACCCGAAACGGAAUGGUCUGAUGCCAGAGAUCUGACAAUUAAUGAGAGAACUGAUUUAGGUCGCAGCAAGCGGUAGCAAAAUUUGUU
Molecule: messenger RNA, 2616 nt
Organism: Topomyia yanbarensis
Lineage: Eukaryota; Metazoa; Arthropoda; Insecta; Diptera; Culicidae
Product: protein krueppel-like
Exons: 2
Coding region: 58-1674 (538 amino acids)
Cellular component (GO): nucleus
Source: RefSeq, a predicted model, not a curated record